Arabidopsis lyrata subsp. lyrata is the source of this 1691-nucleotide messenger RNA. RefSeq names its product FK506-binding protein 5-like. The record is from RefSeq and is a predicted model, not a curated record. NCBI's taxonomy places the organism in Eukaryota, Viridiplantae, Streptophyta, Magnoliopsida, Brassicales, Brassicaceae. The transcript has 7 exons. The coding region runs from base 579 to 1691 and encodes 370 amino acids.
ACUCAGAGGUCAAUCAAGAAUCUGGCCAAAAUGCAUCCAAUCCGGACUUCCAGUAUCUUGGAGUGCGAAGCUGCAGAUCAGGUGUGUACGCUUUCUAAUAUACGUACAUCGAAUGAUAAAAUAAUACGUACAUUCACUAAGACGUUAAAAACAAAAUCUUAUAGGUGGAUGCCACCUAUAUUGUGGAUCCAGAGGAUACUGAUUGUCCUGAAUCCUUAGUAUGGAAUAAGGAAGUUGAGGAUCCUAGAGUUGAUUACAUUUUGAGGAAGCUGAUAAAUGGGCACAAGUGGUCCGAAAACACAUGGGUUGGAGGUCAUGAUGAAUGUCCAAAGCAGCUGCGACCAGAAGAGAAAGGUAAGCAUAACUACAAACGAUUUUCUCAUUUAUGAAAAUACUCCUCUAAUAUAAAAACAUAAAUAAACUCAGUUGGUGCAGUCCGGAAGAGGCAACUACGGCAAAGAGCUCCGGUUGCUAAUAAAAAACAGAAAAUUGAUGUUGAAGCUGAAGAGAAUGACAACGCUGGGGAAAGUUUAGAAGAUGAGAGGUUUGAUAAGUAUGUUGUUGAACUGAGGCGGUAUAUGAGGAGGCAAGAAACACAAAGGAACAAACUACAUAUGGAAUUAAAAGAGUUCAUCCGUGAGGAGAUUCGUGCUGCUCUAAAUCCAAAGGGCGAAACACAGGUACAACCUGAACCUUCCAAGGUAUCAAAGAGCCCUAUUAAAAAGGUGGAGAAGCCAAUGGUAAAGAAAUCCAGAAAUAUUCAAAUUGGAACAAGAAGAUCUCCUCGGCUGAAGAAUAUGAAUACUUCAGAAUACAAUGUUGAUGAUGUACCUCCACCUUCUGAGAAGGAUGAAGAGAAAACUGCCCCUGAAUCUGCUAGAAAAGAAGCAGAUAUGUCUGACAAUGAAAGUGCUGGACUUUAUUAUGGUGGACCUUCUGACGAGGACGAAGUCAUAUGUGAUGGUGGUGAAUAUGACAAAGGACCGAUAGAUUCAGCUACCAAACAACAAGAUAAGUCUGAGAUGGCAGACAUUUCUGAAGAUGAUAAGGACGUGUUGCCUGACCAGGAAACCAACACUGGAGAUGAUAAGGACGUGUUGCCUGAUGAGGAACACAAAACUGGAGAUGAUGAGAACGUCUUGCCUGAGGAUGAAACCAAAACUGGAGAUGAUCAGGACAUGUUGCAUCAGGAGGAAAGCAACGUUGGAGAUGAUGAAGAAUUGUUUAAUGCUCCUAGCUCCCCAAAACGUGGAGCUGACGAAUUGGAGGCUUCUCCGGCUGAUGAACCUACAAUUGCUGGUCAGAGGAAUGCUGGAGGGGCUAUUGGCGUUGAUGGCAACCUUUGUUCUACGCCUUCACCGUCUUCUGUACUAAAAGAGUUGGGAACCUCUGUUGAUGUAACUGCUGGUACCAAUGCCAUCGAGGUUGAACCAAUGGUGAAAGCAGAUAUCAUUUUGGGAGGAGAUAACAACACUAUCGUUGAUGAGGCUAAAACAACCGCAUCUGCUCCUCAAAAUCUUGAGGAAACAAAAAAUGAUUUUGAUGUGGGAGUAAGUGAGUCUCAAAAACCUGAGGAUGUUGUCCCCGUAAAAGAGAAGAAACCUGUUAAACGAAGAGUUACUUUUGAGGAUAAAGAGGAUAUAACCGCCUCUACCACGGAAAAUCAAGUAAGUUAUAGAGGCUGUUGUUAA